This is a messenger RNA of Hemicordylus capensis (graceful crag lizard), 3463 nucleotides long. RefSeq names its product keratin, type II cytoskeletal 5-like. Gene Ontology annotation, biological process: intermediate filament organization; keratinization. Gene Ontology annotation, molecular function: structural constituent of skin epidermis. Lineage: Eukaryota; Metazoa; Chordata; Lepidosauria; Squamata; Cordylidae. The record is from RefSeq and is a predicted model, not a curated record. Bases 1386 to 3122 code for a protein of 578 amino acids. The transcript is spliced from 10 exons. Gene Ontology annotation, cellular component: keratin filament.
AUGGCCGGGGCGGAAGGAGGACGACCGAGGGCCGUCCGUGUAGGUCGGAUGCGAGGCCCCAGCUCAGCCAUUCUCCUCGCAAGGAGACUCGGCAGGGCAUCAGAGGCCGGCAGUGGGGACAUCUCUGAGAUGUGCUAAACCCAAUUUCAGCUCUUGGUUGCCUUCAGACAACUUGGCAGAUUCUUGGCAGAUUCUACAGGUUGCAUGCACAGCUGAUAGGAAGGUGCAUCAAAAGACACACACAAAAUGGCCACAGACACAGAAAGGCCCGCUGCUGAUCCCUGAGACCACCUCUAUGUACUUAGUCCUUUGUGUGGUGGCAGUAGCGGAAUGACUGUCUCCGAGUUCACCUUGGCAGAAGGGAGUCCAAGGAGGGAAGUUUGCCGAGGAUUCCCUGACACCUGGAGCUGGCCCUGCCCAGACUCCCAGAAUCCAGGCUGUUCUCAGAAGAAGCAGGAGUGGAAGUGCAAGAAGGGUGGGUGAGAGCAGGCCUGGUGUACAGCCCUCACUCAGCGAAAAAGCUCAUGUGGCCUGCUAAUCUAGUGUUAGACGAUGCCUGUGCAUUCACAGUUCAGAUCCUGCAGGAUGCCUUUAGCUAGGGGAAGAUACCAGUCUUUGGUAACCUUUAAUCCUAAUGUUCAGAAAGUAAAAGCUUUUUACUCAGGCUUUUAUGUGAUUGUCUCCAUUGCUGCUGCUUUGUAUAUUGUACGGUAUUUUUAUGUAUGUAUUAAAAAAAUUAAUUAGAUCUGUUUCUAUAUUUGUCGCAUAUUUUAAUUGUGUGAUUUUUAUAGUCUUGUUUUAACUUUUUCUAUGUGAACCGCCUUGUGAUUGUUUUAAUGAAAGGGGAUAUAUAAAUUUAACAAUAAAUAAAUAAAUAAAUAAAAUGCAUGAUUUGUGCAUGGGGUAUGUCCAUCCCUGCCUUUAAUUUCUGAGGUGCUAGGGAGGGGUAUGUGGAGAACAAGCUGUGUCCUUCGUAGGCCUGAGGAACUGGUUUCACAGCAAGGCACAUCACCACCUUCCUAUCUUCUUGUUCCCCAGCUAGAGUACAAAUGGAACUCAUUAUUAACACCGCCUGUCUCCCUUUUCUGCAGAGGCCAGCGAAGGUGAUCAUUAUUUCCAAAUGACAAGGAUGCCUUCAAGGGUUAUACUUUCAUUCAGCCUUUUGUAUGGCAGAGUGAUGUCACCGUUCAAAAAGCCGCAGGGCAUGCCCAGCCCCGUUAAUCAGAGAGGUGAUCCAUGUUAUUCAUCACCAAUCCCUCUUCCUCCAGUAUAUAAGUAAAAAAGAAGAACCCUUAAGUCCUAGAGAACACAAGAACACCCGCCUCCCUUUCAUCUACGGUGUGUGCUCUUUCUGUGUCUCCAUUCUUUUGCUCCCUCCUGCUAAAAUGUCUCAACAAGCCAGCGUAAAGAUCCAGAGAAGAGGCUUCAGUAACGCCUCUGCCAUCCUUCCUAACACUUGCCGCACCAGCUUCAGUUCACACACCGUAUCCAGAGGCAAAGGCUGUGGCAUUGGUGGUGCUGGUUUUGGUAGAGUUGGUGGCGGUGGUGGCUUUGGCAGCCGAAGCCUCUACAAUCUUGGUGGAUCUAAGAGGAUCUCAGCUGUCGGUGGUGCCUCCGGUGCCUGUUAUGGCAGUGGUGUUGGUGGUGGGUACGGUUUUGGUGGUGGCCUUGGCAGUGGAUAUGGGGUUGGUGGUGGCCUAGGUGGUGGCGUAGGCGGUGGCUUCGGCUUAGUCGGAGCUGGCUUUGGUGGUGGGCGAGGCGGCCCUGGCUUCCCUGUUUGCCCACCCGGCGGGAUUCAAGAAGUGACCAUCAAUCAACACCUGCUGACACCUCUGAACUUGGAGAUUGACCCCAACAUACAGAGAGUCCGUAAAGAGGAGGGGGAGCAGAUCAAGACCCUCAACAACAAAUUUGCCUCUUUCAUUGAUAAGGUGCGCUUCCUUGAACAACAGAAUAAGGUUCUGGAAACCAAAUGGAUGCUGCUUCAGGAACAGGGCCAGAAAUCCAUUAAAAACAACACUGAACCUCUUUUUGAAGUUUACAUCAGCAACCUGCGGAAGCAGCUGGGUAACCUGGAGAAUGACAGAAUGAGACUGGGUGGAGAGCUGAAUAACAUGCAGAACCUUGUUGAGGACUACAAGAACAAAUAUGAAGAUGAGAUCAACAAGCGUACAAAUGCAGAGAACGACUUUGUAACCCUCAAAAAGGAUGUGGAUACUGCCUACAUGAACAAAGUAGAGCUAGAUGCCAAGGCAGAUGCCUUGAAUGAUGAACUCAACUUCCUCAAAGCCCUGUAUGAAGCGGAACUCGCCCAGAUGCAGACUCAGAUCUCCAACACAUCUGUGGUCCUCUCUAUGGACAACAACCGUAGCCUGGAUCUGGACAGCAUCAUUGCUGAAGUCAAAGCUCAAUAUGAAGAGAUUGCAAACAGGAGCAGGACUGAAGCCGAAUCUUGGUACCAAAGCAAGUAUGAAGAGCUCCAGGCUUCUGCUGGAAGACACGGCGAUGACCUCCGCAACACCAAGCAAGAGAUUUCAGAACUCACCCGACACAUUCAGAGACUACGGGCUGAAAUCGACAAUGUGAAAAAGCAGUGUGCCAAUCUUCAGGCAGCCAUUGCUGAGGCAGAGGAGCGGGGUGAGCUGGCCCUGAAGGAUGCCAAGCAGAAACUGGCUGAGCUGGAGGAAGCUCUUCAGAGAGCCAAGCAAGACAUGGCCCGGCAGCUGAAGGAGUACCAGGAGCUGAUGAAUGUCAAGCUAGCCCUGGAUGUUGAGAUCUGCACCUACAGGAAGCUUCUGGAAGGAGAGGAAUGCCGGCUGACUAGUGAUACAGCAGGUGCAGUGAACAUCUCUGUUGUCUCUUCAACCGUUUCACGCGGAGGUGCUAUGAGCAGCGGUCUCGGCUACGGAGGUGGGAGCAGCCUCAGCCUGGGAGGAGCCGGAAUGGACGGUUUUGGUGUAGGAGGCAGCUGCGUUGGUCUUGGGAGUGGACUUGGUAUCGGAGGAGGCAGCGGAUUCAGUUCUGGAAGCGGAAGACGUAUCGGAGGUGUGAGCCUUGGAGGAGGCAGCUGCUCUAAUGUCAAAUUUGUUUCAGGUUCCUCUCAAAAAAGCUACAGAAGCUAAAGCUCAAACUCCCUUGUAGUGCUUUUAAAUAAAAAUGUAACGUGGACCAUCUCAACCCUGGGCUUUUGUCUACACAAACCUCUGUCUCUCCUUUGUGAACAGCUCUUGUAAGACAUCCAGUUUAUAAUUCUUUGAAAUAUACAAAAUUCUGCUUGUAAAUCGAUCCAUACUUUGCAAUAAUCUGUAAUCUUGACCCCUACCUUUUUUGAGUCAAAAUUCUGAAGUUUCAAAUUUUGUAUAAACCAGAUGACCAUUUGUCUGCUCUUCAAGUUGUUUGAAACCUUGCUUCACUUUUGAGUGUGUUAUUCUGUCCAAUAAAAUGCAUAUUGUAAUUUAUAGAA